AUGCCUCAAAUUGGUCUCACUGGUUUGGGAUUGUGGUGGUUGAUGGUGGAUAGGGGUUUGGUGAUGAUUAAUCGGCGGUUACGCGUAGGGUCCUGGGUUCGACUCCCGGACGGCACCGGGGGUAAUUCAGCCCCUACUUGGAAAACCUCCCUCUCGGAUAGCUACAACCUUCGAGUUAAGGAGAGCUACCAUCGAGCAGUUCGACGUACCACGGCGAAGUUAGCCGCAUUAGCCGAGGUUUGUCGACCGUCGUAUCAAGGAUCGCUCCUACCGACGACCCGUGCAAACCUCGGAGAAGAUCAAAAUUGUAUGCAGCCAGAGAGGAGAGUUACGAGAAGUAUGAGUAGACCAGGAGAAACGGUAGAAGAGACGGAGAGGAGGAUGUUGGAGGAAUUAAGACAAAGCUUGGGGCCAUUGCCUGGUGCAAUCGAUACCCCCGAAGGAUCAACUCAAGGAGACGAAUUUUACCCACCCCUACCUCUUGAAUCACCCCCCCAGCCAACGGGGUUAUCAGAACCACCGACUGUAAGGACAGGUUCAGAAGGGUCAGGACAAACUCCACGACCAAGGGAGAAGGACACGGAAGGUGGGCUAAGUUCGGCGGGGAGCGAAGAAGUAGGGAGAACUGAGGAAGAGGCCACCACUCAGAAAAUGAUGCUGGCCAUGAUGAACAUGAUGAUGGAGAUGAACAGGGAUAUGAUAGCAGAGAGGAGACGCCGAGAGGAACAGGAGAAGAAGAAGGAGCAGGAGACAGUUGGAGGAAUAGUCGAGGGCGCGCAGCCUAAGGGCACGAACGGGGGAAGGGCGAUACCAACGGAUGUAGACGAACUAAAUCGUCGUUGGCCGAGACCCAGUGCUGAUGAGGUUUUAAAGCGUUGGGAAGAAGGAAAGUGUACUGGGUGUGGAGAGAGAGGGCAUUACAACCGGGAUUGUCCUGUAAUAGCGGCAAAGGUAAAAGCGGGGAUCAUCCCCUUGCGAUCUUUUGGACAAAAUGCUGGAGGAGAAGGGAGAUUUAGCACGGGGGGAAACGCCGCCCCUCUUGGGGACAGGAAGAUCAAUGCAGUCGGAGGGGAGGAAGCAUGUGUUGGAGAGCGGGGGAUGGACGAGCAGGAAAAAGAUGGGGACCCGUCGCGAUAG
This is a messenger RNA of Tremella mesenterica DSM 1558, 1137 nucleotides long. RefSeq lists its product as uncharacterized. Gene Ontology annotation, molecular function: zinc ion binding; nucleic acid binding. The transcript has 7 exons. The record is from RefSeq and is a predicted model, not a curated record. Lineage: Eukaryota; Fungi; Basidiomycota; Tremellomycetes; Tremellales; Tremellaceae. The coding region runs from base 1 to 1137 and encodes 378 amino acids.